This is a messenger RNA of Fomitopsis serialis, 1549 nucleotides long. Its product is annotated as pre-mRNA-splicing factor ISY1. Gene Ontology annotation, cellular component: catalytic step 2 spliceosome; post-spliceosomal complex; Prp19 complex. The transcript has 7 exons. Gene Ontology annotation, biological process: generation of catalytic spliceosome for second transesterification step; mRNA 3'-splice site recognition. Lineage: Eukaryota; Fungi; Basidiomycota; Agaricomycetes; Polyporales; Fomitopsidaceae. The record is from RefSeq and is a predicted model, not a curated record. The coding region runs from base 163 to 1101 and encodes 312 amino acids.
GCCGCUGCUCAGUCUCGCUGCCGACUCUCAUUGUCAGUUAUACAACGGAUUCAAUUCGACCGCCUUAAAACCUCUGUGGUCACAAAAGUCUUCCUUGUAGUCUCUACUCGACCGUUCCUUUGCAUCUGAAACAAAAGCUCUAUCUGAGGUCCCUCCGCAAAUAUGGCACGUAAUGAAGAGAAGGCGCAGUCCAUGCUGUAUCGGUUUCGCGAGGCCCAAGCCGCAGAGCUGGGUCUCGGGACGCGGGCGGACCGACGACCGCGAAUGGCGAGCGCGUGCAAGAGUCUGCGGGAGUGCGAGCGGUGGCGAGGAGAGAUUCUGCGGGAAAUUAGUCGCAAGGUGUCAAAAAUCCAGGAUGCUGGUCUGACGGACUACGAGGUCCGCGACCUGAAUGACGAGAUCAACAAGUUGAUGAGGGAGAAGCGGCAUUGGGAGAACCAGAUUGUCGCGCUUGGUGGUGCGAAUUACAGGCGAAAUGUGGCCAUGGUGGAUGACGAUGGGAAGGAGGUGCCCGGGACAAAGGGAUACAAGUACUUCGGACGGGCGAAGGAACUCCCCGGAGUGAAGGAGCUCUUCACGAGCAAAAAGAAGGAAGAGGAUGAAGAGAACCAGGCACAAAGCUACUACAAGAAGUUCACGAAUCAGGGGCCGUCAUACUUCGGUGACCUGGAUGAGCAGGAUGGCAAUCUGCUAGAGUAUGAGAUGCACGCGGAGGAGGAGGAAUGGGAAGAUGCAUAUCAACAUCUACGAACAGUACUAGGGCUAUCAGCAGACGAGCCGAUACCCAAAAUCCCGCGUUCCACCACACCAUCCGACACUAAACGAAAAGCUCCAGACGAGGAUGUCGAGAUGGCUGCGAACGGCGACGCGGACGAGCCCGCAAAGAGGGCACGGACAGAUGGUCAAGCACAAGAGGGAGCAGAUGCUUCAGCGGUCGAUCCGCGAGAGGCCGCGGCCGCGUUUGCGCGUGCUACAGCAGCGUUCAUCCCCUUCCUCUCACAGGAGGAGCUGCUUCCGCCGAAGAUGCCCACAAGGGAGGAAAUGGAGACGUUCCUUCUUGGCCUCCGGAAAAAGGCCCUGGUAGAGGAGUAUUUCGGCUAACUAUCGGUGCUUUGGUGCGAUCGUGUACGAUAGGGUGUGUUCGUUCCCCUUUCAAUACUCCGUCCGAUAGGAGAUUUCCUGUAAGCGGGUCGUGCGAGCUGUACGAUGAGGGCAAGGGGCAUGCCUAAGGCUCGACUGUCCGAGGAUCAUAGACUCGCAGCUAUAUUCGACUUCCCGACACAGCAAAUGAGCAUCACCACAUCCUGUGUUUCAUCGUCCUGUUCUCGAUCGCGUGACUGAGGGUUUGCAAUGCAUGCUAAGAGGUCCGGCGCAGAGAUAACCAGGAUAAGGAGACUUUCGACUUUGAGCACGAUUCAAGCGGAUGGUUCGACGUUGUCAAUCAUACGCCCGAGUUGCGUUGCUCUUGUGGUGAUCACCAGGGAGACAAGCUCUUGUCGAGGAUGACAAUAAGAUCGCGCUUAUCAAGCUUGUAAGCUCUAUAAGCCGU